Messenger RNA from Alternaria burnsii, 612 nucleotides. RefSeq lists its product as uncharacterized. Lineage: Eukaryota; Fungi; Ascomycota; Dothideomycetes; Pleosporales; Pleosporaceae. The transcript has a single exon. Bases 1 to 612 code for a protein of 203 amino acids. The record is from RefSeq and is a predicted model, not a curated record.
AUGACACUUGGCUCCCGCAGCACGCUCCAACCUCAUCGAUCCCCCGUAAUUCCCCUUCGGCAGCGCUACCGUUCCGCCCUCGACUGCUGCCGUGCCAGUUUUGCGACACAGCCCUUCGCACAUCGCUGUCGUCUCCUCGUCCCCGCCAAGCCCUCCAUCGCCCUCGACGGCGCUGCGCUCAAACACAGCAUAUGGAAUUGUGCCCUGGAGAAGCGUGUCAACCGGCGUAGAAGAACGCUUGGACCCCCUGUGCGAGCUCCUAUUCCACAGCUACGGCCGCUCCCGAUCCGACAAAGGACCACUCGCACCGUCUGCCAUCCCGACCUUUCUGGAACCAAAUUUGUACGGUUCGCGCAGGCGCUAGAAGAAAUCCCAAAGACUAGGAACCUUCCAAGAAGCGCGCGCCCGCCGAUUCAAAGCUUCUGCGGCGACGUCGGCCACACAUAUCGCAUGCUCCUCCGCACCUUCUCCGCCUUACCACGUUCGCUGCCCACCGCAAACCGGGACCCUGCAUCCAUAGAGCUUUCACAUUUUUCGACACGCUCCUCAGGAGAAGCUCUGCAUCCAGCGUCCGCGGACCAUCUCACCACGGCGCCUGCUCUCCACACUUGA